Eptesicus fuscus (big brown bat) is the source of this 2716-nucleotide messenger RNA. It is a transcript of the gene LRRFIP2, whose product is annotated as LRR binding FLII interacting protein 2. The record is from RefSeq and is a predicted model, not a curated record. Gene Ontology annotation, biological process: regulation of DNA-templated transcription. The transcript is spliced from 29 exons. NCBI's taxonomy places the organism in Eukaryota, Metazoa, Chordata, Mammalia, Chiroptera, Vespertilionidae. The coding region runs from base 325 to 2559 and encodes 744 amino acids.
AGGCGACCAGGACAGGUGCAGCCUCGAACAGAUACGCGCAUCCGUUCACAUCCCUGGCCCUGGUGGAGGACCCCGAGGACCCAGCCUACCGGCGGUCGCACUCCGCCCACUCUGUGCGGCGGGGUCCCCGCAUCUCGCGAGGCGGGGCAGGGAGGCCGGAGCCUCGCUCCCCCGGCGGCGCGCCGCUCGUCGCGGGACAGCCGGGUGCACACGGCUUGGCCGGGAUCAAGCCCAUCCAUCGCGCGCGCGGCCGCGACCACAACUACUUCCGGGGCUGAAAACAGACUAAAUCAUUUUUCAGAGUUAAAAGACGGUCAAGACAAGAUGGGGACUCCUGGUUCUGGAAGAAAACGGACACCUGUGAAAGACCGAUUUUCUGCAGAAGAUGAAGCUCUGAGUAACAUUGCCAGAGAGGCAGAGGCAAGGCUGGCAGCAAAACGGGCUGCCCGGGCAGAAGCAAGAGAUAUACGCAUGAGAGAACUGGAACGACAGCAAAAAGAGCAUUCUCAUCAUUCCUUUGAUCGGAAGUGGGGACAGAUUCACAAGUGGCUGGAAGAUUCAGAAAGGGCCAGGUAUUCCCACCGGUCCAGUCAUCACCGUCCUUCUCUGGGAGUUGAGGAUGCAUUGUCCAUUCGAAGUCUUGGCAGUCACAGGAGCCCAUCGAAGGACAUAACUGGGACCCAUUGGAACAGAGCCAGUAUACCCAAAAGGAAAGACAUCAUGUAUGAUCCUCUCAAGGACAGAUCGUCCAGACUUUCAUCAUUAAACCAUUCUUACAGUCACUCUUAUGGAAUGAAGAAGAGAUCUUCUGGUUCCCAUAAAGACCCACUGAGCGGCCUCUACUUUGACCAGAGAAACUAUAGCAGUCUUAGACAUAGCAAACCCAGCUCUGCCUACUACACGCGGCAGUCUUCUUCCCUGUACAGUGACCCUCUGGCGACGUCUAAGAGUACCAGGGCCUCCCCUAUUGCAAAUUCUGGUCUGCUGAAAAGUGCCAGUCUGGUGUCAUUGUAUGAUGGUGGACUAUAUAACCCUUAUGGUUCUCGAACUCCAUCUGAAUACAGUUAUUACUCAUCAAGAACAAGUUCAGCCCGAAGCAGUCCUGUGUUUAUCGACGACACUGCAAGCAUUGCGUCUUCUGGUUGUUCCAGUCGCGGGCGAAGGGAGAGUGCGGUUUCUGCUGCUGAUUAUUUCAGUCGCUCCAAUCGCAGGGGGAGCUUUGUCUCUGAGGUGGAUGAUGCCAGUGUCCUGGACUUGAGCAGCUUGGAUGAGAAAUCUGACAAACAGUAUGCUGAAAAUUAUACAAGACCUUCAUCUCGAAAUUCUGCCUCAGCAACAACCCCUCUAAGUGGAAACUCAUCCAGACGAGGAAGCGGGGACACCAGCAGCUUAAUAGAUCCAGACACCUCAUUAAGUGAAUUGCGGGAUAUCUAUGACCUUAAGGACCAGAUACAGGAUGUAGAAGGGAGAUACAUGCAGGGGCUUAAAGAACUAAAGGAGUCUUUGUCUGAAGUGGAAGAAAAAUACAAGAAAGCCAUGGUUUCUAAUGCACAGUUAGACAAUGAGAAGAAUAAUUUGAUCUACCAGGUAGAUACCCUCAAGGAUGUUAUUGAAGAACAAGAGGAACAGAUGGCAGAAUUUUAUAGAGAAAAUGAAGAAAAAUCAAAGGAGUUAGAAAGGCAGAAACAUAUGUGUAGUGUGCUGCAGCAUAAAAUGGAUGAACUUAAAGAAGGCCUUCGACAAAGAGAUGAGCUUAUUGAGGAGAAUCAACGUAUGCAGCAGAAAGUAGACACCAUGACAAAAGAGGUGUUUGAGCUCCAGGAGACACUUCUUUGGAAAGAUAAAAGCAUUAGGGCACUAGAGAAGCAGAAGGAAUACAUUGCCUGCCUUAGGAAUGAGCGAGAUACGCUCAGAGAGGAGCUGGCUGACCUGAAGGAGUCGGUGAAGACAGGAGAGAAACAUGGCUUAGUUAUAAUCCCCGACGGCACUCCCAAUGGUGAUGUCAAUCAUGAACCAGUGGUUGGAGCCAUCACUGUGGUGUCUCAGGAAGCUGCUCAGGUCUUGGAGUCCGCAGGAGAGGGUCCUCUAGAUGUAAGGCUACGAAAACUUGCUGGAGAGAAGGAAGAGCUACUAUCACAGGUUAGAAAACUGAAGCUGCAAUUAGAGGAGGAGCGGCAGAAGUGCUCCAGGGGCGAUGGCACAGCGGCUGGUGACCUGGCCGGGCUGCAGAACGGCUCGGACUUGCAAUUCAUUGAAAUGCAGAGAGAUGCUAAUAGACAAAUUAGUGAAUACAAGUUUAAGCUUUCAAAAGCAGAACAGGAUAUAACCACCUUGGAGCAAAGUAUUAACCGGCUUGAGGGACAGGUGCUGAGAUAUAAGACUGCUGCUGAGAAUGCUGAGAAAGUGGAAGAUGAACUGAAAGCAGAAAAAAGGAAGCUACAACGAGAGUUACGAACAGCACUGGACAAGAUUGAGGAAGUGGAGAUGACCAACAGCCACCUGGCCAAGCGGCUGGAGAAGAUGAAGGCCAACAGGACAGCACUUCUGGCCCAGCAAUAGGGAGGCCACCACCUACCUGGGAGUUCUGGGCCCCACCCAGCGGGACUGACUUCUGCCCAUUGACAAACCCCUCUCAGUACUGUUUGAGUUUUGUCGUUAAUAUAGCCACCCUUGUAUUUUAUAAUUUAUGAGAGAAUGAAAUAGGUUUGAAUCUUCA